Molecule: messenger RNA, 2110 nt
Organism: Perognathus longimembris pacificus (Pacific pocket mouse)
Lineage: Eukaryota; Metazoa; Chordata; Mammalia; Rodentia; Heteromyidae
Gene: Tgm6
Product: transglutaminase 6
Exons: 12
Coding region: 206-2110 (634 amino acids)
Biological process (GO): peptide cross-linking
Molecular function (GO): protein-glutamine gamma-glutamyltransferase activity
Source: RefSeq, a predicted model, not a curated record
CAGAGUCACCAAGGUGGACUGGCAGCGGUCUGGGAAUGGUGCUGCCCAUCACACCCAAGAGUACCCUUGCCCAGAGCUGGUGGUUCGCAGGGGCCAGCUGUUCAAACUCACACUGGAUUUGAGUGGAGACCUGGACAGUGAGGAGGCCCUCAUCUUCACAGUGCAGACAGGUCCCCAGGCAUCCGAGGCUCUCCACACCAAAGCCAUGUUCCAGACAGCAGCGCUGGAGGUAGGUGAUACCUGGACAGCAUCAAAGGGGGAGCAGACAGGGAACACCGUGACCAUCAGCUUUGCCAGCCCCCCCAAUGCUGUCAUCGGCCGCUACCUGCUGAGUGCCAGGCCUUCCUCCCGACGGAAACACAGUGACCGGAAGCUGGGGGAGUUUAUUCUCCUGUUCAACCCUUGGUGCCCAGAGGAUGAUGUGUUCCUGGACUCAGAAGAAGAGAGACAAGAGUACGUGCUCAAUGACAGUGGCAUCAUCUUCCGAGGCGUGGAAAAGCACAUUCGAGCCCAGGGCUGGAACUACGGGCAGUUUGAAGAGGACAUCCUGGAUAUCUGCCUCUCCAUCUUGGACCGAAGCCCUAGUCACCAGAAUGACCCAGCCACUGAUGUGUCCCAGCGCCAUGACCCUGUCUAUGUCACCAGGAUCAUCAGUGCUAUGGUGAACAGCAACAAUGAUCGGGGCGUGGUACAAGGCCAGUGGCAGGGCAAGUAUGGCGGUGGCACCAGCCCCCUGCACUGGCAAGGCAGCGUGGCCAUUCUGCAGAAGUGGUUCAAGGGCAGGUACAAGCCGGUCAAAUAUGGCCAGUGCUGGGUCUUCGCUGGAGUCAUGUGCACAGUCCUCAGGUGUCUGGGGAUUGCAACCCGGGUGGUGUCCAACUUCAACUCAGCCCAUGACACCGACAAGAACCUGAGUGUGGACAAGUACGUGGACUCCUUCGGGCGCACCCUAGAGGACCUGACAGAAGACAGCAUGUGGAAUUUCCAUGUCUGGAAUGAAAGCUGGUUUGCACGGCGGGACCUGGGUCCCUCUUACAACGGCUGGCAGGUUCUGGACGCCACACCCCAGGAGGAGAGCGAAGGUGUGUUCCAGUGCGGCCCAGCCUCUGUCACCGCCAUCCGAGAGGGCGACGUGCACCUGGCCCAUGACAGCCCCUUCGUGUUCGCGGAGGUCAACGCGGACUACGUCACCUGGCUGUGGCAUGAGGACGAGAAGCGGGAGCGGGUCUAUUCGGACACCAAAAAGAUCGGGAGGUGCAUCAGCACCAAGGCUGUGGGCAGCGACUCCCGUGUGGACAUCACAGGCCUCUACAAGUACCCCGAAGGGUCCCGGAAGGAGCGGCAGGUGUACAGCAAGGCGGUGAAGAAGCUGCUGAGCGUGGAGGCCUGGGGCCGGAGGACCCGCAUCCGCAGGGCCGGUGGUCGCGGCCUCUGGCGUGAGGACCUCCUGGAGCCCGCCACCAAGCCCAGCAUCGCGGGCAAGUUCAAGGUGCUGGAGCCGCUGGCGCUUGGCCAUGACCUGAAGCUGGCACUGUGCUUGGCCAACCUCACCCCCCGGGCGCAGAGGGUCCGAGCGAACCUAAGCGCGGCCACCAUCCUGUACACCCGCCGGCCGGUGGCAGAGAUCCUGCAGGAAUCCCACACCAUUAGGCUGGGGCCGCAGGAGGAGAAGAAGAUCCCGGUGGAAAUAUCUUACUCUCAGUACAAAGAAGAUCUGACAGAUGACAAGAAGAUCCUGCUGGCCGCCAUGUGCUUUGUCAGCAAGGGAGAGAAGCUCCUGGUGGAGAAGGACCUUACCCUGGAGGACUUCAUCACCAUCAAGGUGCUGGGGCCCGCCGUGGUGGGAGUGGCAGUCGCGGUGGAGGUGACGGUGGUCAACCCCCUCUUGGAGGGAGCGAAGGACUGCGUGCUGAUGGUGGAGGGCAGCGGCCUGCUCCAAGGACAGCUCAGCAUUGAUGUGCCCAUCCUGGAGCCCCAGGAGAGAGCCUUGGUCCAGUUCAACAUCACCCCCUCCAAGAGUGGCCCAAGGCAGCUGCAGGCAGACCUCAUCAGCCCCCACUUCCCAGACAUCAAGGGCUUUGUGAUCGUCCAGGUGGCCACAGCCAAGUGA